AUGGACAUGGACGGCAACGGCAACGGCAACGGCAACGGCAACUCCCCGCGGCCUCCUACUCCGCACCGGCCGGAGCGGGAGGGGAGCUACAACAGCUACGACAUCGAGAGCAUGGACGGCGGCUCCGGGGCGCCGCCGUGGCGCCAGCACAACAACGGCUCCUCCGAGGCCCUGCUCCGCUACGACGACGGCGGCGGCGCCGACCGCGGGAGCGCGGCGCGCCAGCCGCUGCUGAGGAAGCGCACCAUGAAUACGACCUCCCAGAUCGCCAUCGUCGGCGCCAACGUCUGCCCCAUCGAGAGCUUGGAUUACGAAGUCGUGGAGAAUGACCUUUUCAAGCAGGACUGGCGAUCAAGAACGAAGAAGCAGAUAUUUCAGUACAUUGUCCUCAAGUGGAGCUUGGUACUCCUUAUUGGCCUACUAACUGGAGUUGUUGGCUUCUUCAACAAUCUUGCGGUUGAGAACAUUGCUGGAUUCAAAUUGCUGCUCACGAGUGAUCUUAUGCUCAAGGGGAGGUAUAUUGGAGCAUUUUUUGUGUAUGGAGGUUGGAAUUUAGUCUUGGCGGCAGCUGCAGCAGCAAUCUGUGCUUAUAUUGCACCUGCUGCUGCUGGGUCUGGUAUUCCUGAAGUUAAAGCAUAUCUUAAUGGGGUUGAUGCCUAUUCUAUAUUAGCUCCUAGUACACUCUUUGUUAAGAUUUUUGGUUCAAUACUUGGAGUUUCAGCUGGAUUUGUGCUAGGAAAGGAAGGGCCCAUGGUACAUACAGGGGCAUGUAUUGCCAACUUGCUUGGUCAGGGUGGAUCACGCAAGUAUCAUCUUACUUGUAACUGGCUACGAUACUUUAAGAAUGACAGGGAUAGGAGAGAUUUGAUCACAUGUGGAUCUGCAGCUGGUGUAGCAGCUGCCUUCCGUGCACCUGUUGGUGGUGUUCUGUUUGCUCUUGAAGAAGCAGCAUCAUGGUGGCGAAGUGCUCUUUUGUGGAGAACAUUCUUUACAACUGCUGUUGUUGCGGUGGUAUUGAGGGGACUGAUUGAGUUCUGUCGCAGUGGAAAAUGUGGUCUCUUUGGGAAAGGUGGAUUGAUCAUGUUUGAUCUCAGUUCAACUGUUGCAACCUACAGUACUCCAGAUCUAAUUGCAAUUAUAAUCCUUGGGAUAAUUGGUGGAAUCUUUGGAGGCCUCUUCAACUUUCUGUUGGACAAGAUCCUCCGAGUUUAUAGUAUUAUCAACGAGAGAGUGUCCUACUGUUGGUCGCUUCGAGCAAUUAUAAGAACUUCCAAUGCCCACCAGGGCAUUACAAUGAUCUUAAGUCCACUCUUCUUCAAUACAAAUGAUGAUGCCAUCCGCAAUCUCUUCAGCAACGGCACAUCAACUGAGUUCCAAAUGUCAUCUCUUUUCAUCUUCUUCACUGCUAUUUACUGCCUUGGACUGGUGACUUACGGUGUUGCUGUCCCAUCUGCAUCUUUUCUUGGUGGAACAAUGAGAAUGACUGUGUCAGUCUGUGUGAUCCUUCUAGAGCUCACCAAUGAUCUCCCCAUGCUCCCUCUACUCAUGCUUGUUAUUCUCAUAUCCAAAACCAUAGCAGAUAACUUUAACAAGGGAGUUUAUGAUCAGAUAGUGGUGAUGAAAGGCUUGCCAUUCAUGGAGGCUCAUGCUGAACCAUACAUGAGGCACUUGGUUGCUGGUGAUGUGGUGUUUGGCCCACUAAUCACCUUUUCUGGUGUUGAGAAAGUGGGGAACAUUGUUCAUGCAUUGAGGUUAACUGGCCACAAUGGUUUUCCUGUGGUUGAUGAGCCACCCAUAACGGAAGCCCGGAACUGCUUUGUUCUGCUAAGAUUUGGUGCAUUUGACUUUGCCAAACCAGGUUCAGGUAAAGGUUUGAAAAUUGAGGAUCUGGAUUUCACUGAUGAGGAGAUGGACAUGUAUGUGGAUCUCCACCCGAUCACAAAUACAUCACCUUACACAGUGGUUGAGACAAUGUCACUGGCAAAAGCGGCAAUCCUUUUCCGGGAACUCGGGUUGAGGCACCUUUUGGUUGUGCCAAAGACACCAGACAGGCCUCCCAUAGUCGGGAUUCUCACGAGGCAUGAUUUCAUGCCUGAGCACAUUCACAGUCUGUUCCCGAACCUCAAUCCUCACAAGUACCAUUCAGCAUCAAUGGCAGGUUGA
Miscanthus lutarioriparius is the source of this 2163-nucleotide messenger RNA. Lineage: Eukaryota; Viridiplantae; Streptophyta; Magnoliopsida; Poales; Poaceae. The record is from the annotation of a GenBank genome assembly.